AUGCAACUGACUUUGAUAUUUGGAUUAAUCGAAAUAACAGUGGCAGGUCAGUUAUGUAUGAACUGCAGGGACUUAAGCAGCCCCCACGAUUGCUACUUGGUGACCAGAUGUGGUAAUCACCAGCAAUGCUACAUUGAAAAGUAUGUUAGACACAACGCCAUUUAUUAUGACUUGGGAUGUAAAAGUAAUGUUGUCUGUAGCAGCAUAGGUGGGCCUCAAACAUCAAUAGUUGGAAGAAGGAAGGUUAUGUUAAAGGAAGGUGCUCCCGAUUCGUUUGAAGUUGAUUUUGAUGAGGAUGACGACGGUAAAUUUCCUGUUUGUGAAUCUUGCUGUAACACUACUGCUUGCAACAAUGGAGGCUCUUGUGGAGUUGCAGGUUAUGAUUAUCACAACGGACGCAUGUGUUUCAACUGCAAAGAUUUAUCAAAUCCCAACGACUGUGACCAAGUUACUUGGUGCGAUCAAGAUAGUACCACGGAGAGUGUAGAAGCAGAUUACUCUAACAAAGCUUCUACAAAGGAAAAUGAAGACAGCAAGGUUACUGCCAACACACCAGAAAAGGAACUUAUCACAGUCGCGGUUGUUGAUGCACCAACCACAGAGUGUAUAGGGGUUUUUGGAGAUAGACAAACUCCCAUACUGCAAAACGCCACUGGGGAAAAUGAUGAAAACUUUAGCAGCACUAAAAUAAAUGCAAAUUCUUUUGCGCCGAAUAAGAGUUUUUGA
Messenger RNA from Magallana angulata, 726 nucleotides. RefSeq lists its product as uncharacterized. The coding region runs from base 1 to 726 and encodes 241 amino acids. The transcript has 7 exons. Lineage: Eukaryota; Metazoa; Mollusca; Bivalvia; Ostreida; Ostreidae. The record is from RefSeq and is a predicted model, not a curated record.